GACACCUAGUACUACAUAUUAUACAUCACUAUAUCAGCUCACUAACACGUGCCCAGCCGCCUGUUCUUUCGAUCUCGAUUGGAAUCAACAAUGUCCUUUCGUGACGAUGAGCCACCUCCUGCAAAUUCAUCAGCAGGGCGGGAGCCAAUCCACCGGGGCAGCGACAGAGUCCGGCUGAAGGCGUACAGCAACGACAAGGCGCCACUGGAGGAGAACGAGCAGCAGGUGCUCCUGGAGCUCGUCGACACGUCCUCCGCCAGCGAGCGCUCCGGGCUGGACCUCGUGGCUGUCCUGGACGUCAGCGGGAGCAUGGGCGAGUACGGGAAGCUUGACAAGUUGAAGACGGCCAUGAAGUUCGUUAUCAGCAAGCUCGGCCCCAUGGACCGCCUCUCCAUCGUAUCCUUCUCCAGCGUUGCCAAAAAGCUGUGCCGGCUGCACCUCAUGACCGUCGACGCCAAGGAAGAGCUCAAGGGAAUCGUCGAGAAGCUUUCAGCUGGCGGCACUACCAACAUGAGACACGGCCUCGAGAUCGGCCUCGACGUCCUCGACCAACGCCUGUACAGAAGCGGCCGCGUCUCCAGCGUCGUUCUCAUGUCUGAUGGUGAGGAGGACUCGCCCGGUGCUAGCCUGGCCGUCGAUGCCAGCGGAACAGCGGUCUACACGUUUGGUUUCGGUGAAAACCACGAUGCGGAGGUGCUGGGAGCGAUCGCGAGCAAGAGCAGAGGAGGAACGUUCCACUACAUCAGGGAUGAGGAGAGCCUCACCAUCCGCUUCGCCGAGAUCCUUGCCGGCCUCCUCAGCGUCGUGGUCCGGGACCUUGAACUCGUGGUGUCAGAGCUGCCAGGCCACUCCAAGAUCAUCAUCCAAGAGAAGGAUGAGGGGGACACCGCCGAGCACGGGAGGUACCGGCAGAGGAGGCAGAACGGUAAGGUCUACAUCACCUUCGGCGAUCUAUUCGGCGGUGAAGCUCGCAAGGUUAUCAUCCGCAUCCUCCUCCCGGCUGUCCACAGAGGGUACCGUGCGACUGUCCUCACCGCCCAAUGCUUGUAUAGAAUCCAAGGAAAAGAUUUCUACUCCCCUGGUGAUCCCCUAAGAUGCUUCAUACACCGCACCCGAUCAGCUAGUCCGGACGCCAAGAAUCCGAAGGUGGAGGAGGAGGAGGACCGUCUCUUCUAUGUUGACAACAUAGAGGAGGCGAGUAAGACGAAUGACUAUGACAGCGCCCAUGGCAAGCUCGAAGAGACCCACAAGGUUCUGGAUGCCAAGCGGCCCAACCGCAUGAUCAUCAUCGUCAAGAAUGAGCUGCAGCAGCUCCUCCAGCUGAAAACGUGGAAGGAUCUCUUGGCCAGCCUACUAGCCUACAAGGUGUCGCACGAUCGCCAGAGAGGCGGGCCCUUCGCCACGUCACGCAUGCGCAGGUACACGGAGCAGGCCGACAAGUUUGAAAAGGAUCCCAACGAGGAGCCGCCGUCGGUGGAUGACGAAGUCAAGGAGGAGGCGGAGAUCGCCAUGAAGAGGCCGGCAACAGGUCAGCACCGGGAUCCGAGGAUCCUAUGGAGACGACUGGAGCAUAGUACCUCCGGGUGGUUGGCAUGGGCGAUGGUGAUCCUGUGCACAGUGCUGGCCAUCGGCGUCAUCGUGGCCGGCGUUGCGGUGUUCGCCGUGUACAUCUUCUUCAAGCCCAAGAUGCCGUGCCUGGUCGUCUCGGACGCGCACCUAGUGCUGCUCCAGUAUGACCAGGGUGGCACCGUUCAGAACCUGCAGAUGUCAAUCACCGUCCGGGCCGAGAACAACAACUCCAAGGCGGAUGCCGCCUUUUCCAGCAUCGACCUUGCGCUUGGGUUCCAUGGUGCCGACAUCGUGCUCCUGCGGGCCGAGCCGUUCGUGGUGGCAAGGAAUAGCUCCUUGCCGCUGCAGUACAACGUGCUGGCGGUAGGGCCGACGCUGGACCUGGAUGGGAUGCGGGCUAUGGAUGAGUCGCUCAAGGCGGGAAUGGUGCCAUUCGACCUGUUCGGCAAGGCGCGCACGCGCUGGAAGGUGGGUGUCUUCGUCAAGCUCCGGUACUGGACGCGCAUCUCUUGCCGCCUCCGGUUCUUCUUCCCUGGUAAUGGCACCGUUGUGCCCACCGAUCGCGACAGAUGCCGCUCCAGGUGACCAGGCCGCCCUAGGCCCCUACCCCCUAGCAAUCAGUGCUAGCUCCUUUAACAUAUCCGUCAUGUUAAUUGAUGUUGUACUUGGAUGAUUAUAUCAAACAAAACGCAUACAAAUACCUGCAUAA
Molecule: messenger RNA, 2278 nt
Organism: Setaria italica (foxtail millet)
Lineage: Eukaryota; Viridiplantae; Streptophyta; Magnoliopsida; Poales; Poaceae
Exons: 4
Coding region: 91-2154 (687 amino acids)
Source: RefSeq, a predicted model, not a curated record